Zeugodacus cucurbitae (melon fly) is the source of this 2134-nucleotide messenger RNA. Its product is annotated as peroxidase. The record is from RefSeq and is a predicted model, not a curated record. NCBI's taxonomy places the organism in Eukaryota, Metazoa, Arthropoda, Insecta, Diptera, Tephritidae. The transcript is spliced from 9 exons. Gene Ontology annotation, molecular function: heme binding; peroxidase activity. Gene Ontology annotation, biological process: response to oxidative stress. The coding region runs from base 88 to 2112 and encodes 674 amino acids.
UAAUUUCUGCAACUGCAAUAUAAACUGAGAUCUAAAUGUAGAGUGUGCAUACUAAAAGUGCAGUUUAUCAAGUAAUCACACGCCGAGAUGGGUUGUCAACAAAUCAAUUGCAUUCUACUUUCAUUUCUCUUAUUUCUUAUAUUCGAUAGUAUUGUUAGCUUCGAUAGUAAAUGUCCUUUCGCACUCUAUCAGCAAUAUGAAGCGGAUCCUGGUGUAUACGUGUCCUCAUCCGCAGCUGCGGCAUUUGCAGAAGUGGGUGUAAGGAAUCCCGUACUCAAUAGAAAUUACGAGCGUAGUCAUGUGGCCAGUACCAUUGUUCCAAGCUUGAAUGAUAUUCUUCUCAACUCAAAAGUGUCCGAUAAAUUCCAAUGCAUUUCACCGCCCACCGAUUGUACAAAUGACUCAAAAAACCAUUUAUAUAGAACAUUCGAUGGCUCGUGCAAUAACUUUGAAAAUCCUGGUUAUGGAAUGGCAACUUCCAGAUAUAUGCGAAUGAUGAUACCAAAAUAUAGUGAUGGCGUUUACUCUCCAACAUCUUCAAUAACAGGCGCACCUUUACCAAAUGCGCGUCUACUGUCAUUGGCUUUGUAUGGUGAAACUUCGUUACCAGAUGAUUUUCGAACAAUGGCAUUUCUACAAUGGGGUCAGUUGGUGGCGCACGAUAUGACAAGCUUUCUCAAAGCGAAUACUACUGGAGACUGUUGCUCACAACCGGAAAAUAACUCAUGCUACCCAAUAUUUCUUUAUCCCCAUGGACCUAUUUCUCAGGCUACGUCGAAAAGGUGUUUGAAUUUUGCCAGAAGUGCUUCAGAUGUAGAUACUAUGUGCCAAGAAAGCGGUUUUCCGUAUUCAGAAAAAAUAUCAACGACUUCAGCUUAUUUGGAUUUAUCAUUUGCUUAUGGUAACUCUAAGAGUGAAAACAAAAAAUUUCGUGUUUUCAAAAGUGGCCUGAUGAAGACCAGUUUGGUGAACAAUCGCGAUUGGCUGCCAUUGUCCAUGAAUCCAGAAACCGAUUGCGGCGAAGAUAUUUACCAAUGCUUUUUCCUGCCAGACAUGCGUAACCAAUUUAUACCCACAAUUGCAGUGUUGCAUACGAUUAUUGUGCGUGAGCACAAUCGAAUCGCAAAAAUUCUGGAACGUUAUAACCCGCAUUACUCAGAUGAACGACUCUUCCAGGAAGCGAGGAAAAUAAAUAUUGCCCAGUACCAAAAAAUCACAUAUUAUGAUUGGUUGCCACUACUUGUCGGGCCAACGUAUGCUUACAGUAAGAGUUUACUACACCGCACUGGAAACUAUGAGCAUGUAGACGAUUACGCACCAACGGUUAAUGCCGCGCCAUAUGCAGAAUUUGCCGCGGCCGCUUUUCGAUAUUCACAUAAUCAAAUACCUGGAUGGUUUUCACUGGUCUCAUCAAGACGAGAUUACAAUAGAACCUUACGCUUAAGUAAUCAUUUUGAUCGUCCAGAGAAUUUGAAUUUACUAUGGGAUAGUGACAAUUUUGAUUCCCUUAUCAGAGGUAUGUCUACACAACUACAAAAAUGUCCAGACAGUAAUAUAGACAAAGAGAUCAAGCAUUAUUUUGAUCGCAAGAGCUUUGAGGAAUACGGUAGUGACUUAAAGGCAAUCGAUAUACAGCGUGGUCGUGAUUAUGGAUUACCCUCUUAUAAUGAUAUGCGAGUUUAUUGUGGACUUCCACGAGCAUACGAUUGGGCCGGAUUCUCAAAUGAAAUAGCAGAAGAUAAAAUUGGUUUGAUCCAAAAGAUGUAUGCCUCCCCAGAUGAUGUAGAUUUAGCUAUUGGUGGUUCCUUGGAGUCACACGCACAUGAAUCAAUUCUUGGACCCACAUUUCAAUGCAUAAUCGGACGGCAAUUUCUGAAUGCACGGACGGGAGAUCGUUUCUUUUUUGAGCGUUAUCACCCCCAUAGUGGAUUUUCAAAAGAUCAAUUGGCUGAAAUCCGUAAAGCAAGUUUAUCACAAUUAUUUUGCAACAAUGCCGACUUUCUACAAGAUAUUCAAAUUAAUGCCUUUAUUUUCCCUAACGCUAGAAAUAUCUUAAAAAAUUGUAGAAGUCUCCCUCAACUGGAUUUAUCGAAAUGGAAAGCUACACAAUAAACAAUUUAUUUCAAUUAAGAAA